Messenger RNA from Cyphomyrmex costatus, 999 nucleotides. RefSeq names its product GDP-fucose transporter nac (gene nac). Lineage: Eukaryota; Metazoa; Arthropoda; Insecta; Hymenoptera; Formicidae. The record is from RefSeq and is a predicted model, not a curated record. The coding region runs from base 1 to 999 and encodes 332 amino acids. The transcript has 4 exons.
AUGCAAUUAGAAAGAGGACUGACGUCAAAGUAUACAUACAUCACAUAUGUGAUUGUAGCUUAUUGGAUAGUAUCGAUUUUGACUGUAUUUAUGAAUAAAGCACUCCUGUCCAGUGACACUGUGAAUUUGAAUGCUCCUUUAUUUGUAACUUGGUUUCAGUGUAUAGUGAGUGUAGCUAUCUGUAUUACUUUACGCAUAAUAUCUCAAUGGUUUCCAGACUGCAUUGAAAUUGCAAAUAGUAGCCCAUUUAAAAAGGAUACUUUGAAAAAGAUACUACCGUUAUCAAUUCUGUUUACUGCAAUGAUAGCAACUAAUAACUUAUGCUUAAAAUACGUUGGUGUUGCAUUUUACUAUGUGGGUCGUUCGCUAACGACGGUAUUCAAUGUCAUAUUUACUUAUACUUUACUGGGACAAACGACGUCUUUCAAAUGCAUAGCAUGCUGCGCAGUAAUUAUUGUUGGGUUCUGGUUAGGGGUAGAUCAGGAGCAUGUAGCAGGUUCUCUAUCUAUUCUUGGGACACUUUUCGGCGUGCUUGGAUCGUUGUCGUUAUCCUUAUAUUCUAUCCGUAUGAAACAGACGCUCCCGAUUGUAAAUCAAGAUAUCUGGUUACUCUCAUAUUAUAACAAUGUGUAUAGCAUUGUCAUCUUCAUCCCGUUAAUGAUAAUUAGCGGGGAACAUACAACUGUAUAUAAUUAUGAGAAGCUUGGACAUCCUCUUUUCUGGGGUGCCAUGACAAUAGGUGGUAUAUUUGGCUUUGCCAUUGGAUAUUUCACUGCCCUUCAGAUCAAAGUCACGUCUCCAUUAACGCAUAAUGUUAGCGGUACCGCAAAAGCAUGCGCUCAAACGGUUUUAGCGACUUAUUGGUUUAACGAAGAGAAAUCGUUUCUCUGGUGGAUAAGCAAUAUCGUUGUCCUUACUGCCAGUGCGUUUUAUGCGAGGAUUAGGCAACUAGAAUUGAAUAAAGAGUACAGAAUCGAAACGCGACAGUUUAAAGUAUAA